Messenger RNA from Orycteropus afer afer, 1763 nucleotides. Its product is annotated as RNA-binding protein 6. Gene Ontology annotation, molecular function: RNA binding. NCBI's taxonomy places the organism in Eukaryota, Metazoa, Chordata, Mammalia, Tubulidentata, Orycteropodidae. The record is from RefSeq and is a predicted model, not a curated record. Gene Ontology annotation, cellular component: nucleus. Gene Ontology annotation, biological process: mRNA splicing, via spliceosome.
AGGUGCCGCUAUAACCAGAGUUUGGUAGAAAAGGGAUCUAUUUAUUGGAGGCCUCUUGAUAUAGAAAGAGAUGUGGGGGGAUUCUCGAUCUGCUAACAGAACAGGACCUUUUCGUGGGAGCCAAGAAGAAAGGUUUGCUCCCGGGUGGAACAGGGAUUAUCCUCCUCCUCCCCUUAAGAGUCAUGCUCAAGAGAGACACUCUGGCAACUUUCCUGGCAGAGAUUCACUUCCCUUUGAUUUCCAGGGGCAUUCGGGGCCUCCCUUUGCAAAUGUGGAGGAACAUUCUUUCAGCUAUGGAGCUAGAGACGGACCACAUGGUGACUAUCGGGGAGGGGAGGGUCCUGGACAUGAUUUUAGAGGGGGAGAUUUUUCAUCUUCUGAUUUCCAGAGUAGGGAUUCAUCACAGUUGGACUUCAGGGGUAGGGACAUACAUGCUGGGGAUUUUCGGGAUAGAGAGGGCCCAUCUAUGGACUACAGGGGUGGGGAUGGUACUUCUAUGGAUUAUAGAGGUAGGGAGACAUCUCAUAUGAACUACAGAGACAGGGAUGCUCACACUAUUGACUUCAGAGGUAGAGAUGCUCCUUCUUCAGACUUCAGGGGUCGAGGUGCUUAUGAUUUAGAUUUUAGAGGCCGGGAUGGAUCCCAUGCAGAUUUUAGGGGAAGAGAUUUAUCAGAUUUGGAUUUCAGGGCCAGAGAUCAGUCCCGCUCAGAUUUUAGGAAUAGAGAUGUAUCUGAUUUGGACUUUAGGGACAAAGAAGGAACACAGGUGGACUUUAGAGGCCGAGGUUCAGGUGCUGCUGAUCUAGACUUUAGGGGCAGGGACACCUCACAUUCAGAUUUCAGAAAUAGGCAUCGGUCCAGGACUGAUCAGGAUUUUAGGGGCAGAGAGGUGGGACCUUGUAUGGAAUUUAAAGAUAGGGAGUUGCCCCCUGUGGAUCCAAAUAUUUUGGAUUACAUUCAGCCCUCUACACAAGAUAGAGAACAUUCUGGUGUGAAUGUGAACAAGAGAGAAGAAUCCACACAUGACCAUAUAAUAGAAAGGCCUGCUUUUGGCAUUCAGAAGGGAGAAUUUGAGCAUUCAGAAACAAGAGAAGGAGAAACACAAGGUGCAGCUUUUGAACAUGAGUUGCCAUCAGACUUUCAGAACAGCCAAAGUCCACUUCAAGACCAAGAUAAGUCACAGCUUUCUGGAGUUGAACAACGAAGUUCAGAUGCUGGUCUGUUUAAAGAAGAAAGUAGUUUGGACUUUCUUGGCCGUCAAGACACUGAUUAUAGAAGCAUGGAGUACCGUGAUGUGGACCACAGACUGCCAGGAAGCCAGAUAUAUGGCUAUGGCCAGAACAAGUCUUUCGUAGAGGGCAAAACUGCCCGAGAUGCCCAACGAGAACUUCAGGAUCAAGAUUACAGGACUGGCCCAAGUGAAGAGAAACCAAGCAGGCGUAUUCAGUUAAACGGGGUGCCUGAGAACACCACAAAGGAAGAGAUUCUUAAUGCCUUUAGGACUCCUGAUGGCAUGCCUAUAAAGGAUUUGCAGUUUAAGGAGUAUACCACAGGUUACGACUAUGGCUAUGUCUGCGUGGAGUUUUCACUCUUGGAAGAUGCCAUCGGAUGCAUGGAGGCCAACCAGGGGACUCUAAUGAUCCAUGACAAAGAGGUCACUCUUGAAUACGUACCAAGCCCGGAUUUUUGGUACUGCAAGCGGUGUAAGGCCAAUACUAGUGGACACAGAUCUUCAUGCUCAUUCUGCAAGGGUCCAAGGGAAG